GCAAGCGCUACAGACACGCCUUAACCGCGUCAAGAUUCUCUUCCAGGUUCAGAGCUUCAAAAGCUCCAUUCUUUUUCUUAACAAAACACCAAUAAUACUACAACACUACUAACCAUCACGUCCGUCGCAAGCCAUCACCUCCCUCGAUAGAUGAUAAUCUGCGACUACCUGUUGAACUGCGAUAUUUAGCGACUUGGAGGAUGCUGGUUAGCAGCCAGCUCCCCAUCCAAAAUUAAUAACCGUAUUCUAGACCACCUCCUACCUUUACCCUCCCUCACACGACGAUGUCCCAAGGACCACCGAACAUGUUUGGCCUACAGUUUGGCGCGCCAUCGCCACCUCUCGAUGUGGAUGAGCAAAGUACAACACCACUAAUACCAUCAAUUGAAUUUGGAGAGCCCAUGGAGACUAACCAUCCCGUUCCAACAGCAACGCCUUUCUAUACCCAAGCCGAGAACGAAUUCGCAACAGAUGCCGAAGAGUUCGCCAGGGACCUUGAUUCACUCUCGUUAGUGCGAAAGUCUCCGGCUGAGCAACGAGCAGAAAUUUUUAAGCUAGUUGAUUCCUACUACCACUACGCGGCUAAGAAGGUUCACGCCAUACGCAAAUCGCAAGGAAAGGGAGCUGGCACUGGGCUGAGUCAUUCACAUUAUGCUUCUAGUCAAGAUUCAAUGGAAUUAGACGAUGCGGAAAAUUCGCCGGGAUUUCCAGGUUCAGCAGAGUCACUUAAGAGAUGGGAGUUGGAAGCCCAGACUUGGGACCUGCUGCGUCGCCUCCUGCCGUUGCGAUACUCGAACAAGACCUCACUGAAACCGACGCGCCAUGACGUAACAAGAUUCCAAUCAUCUUCCGAGCUCUGGGAAGAGUUUCUCCAAUCAGAUUCUACUGCGCAGGAGCGCAAGGCGGUUUUGGAAUGCUUACAGGCCAGCGCAGAUGAAUCGCGUACGGAUAUCGACGAAUUGGUACGGGAUUAUCAACAGCGGGCAGAGAGGGGUGAUAUCAUCGCAUACGGUUGGCUCCAUACACGAUCUGCUAUUAAGAUGCAGAAGAACCUCCACGGCUGGUCCGGAGCUCUGGACCCUAACGCUCCUGACGUCGUUCAGAAGCUCCGUAACGGACCGAACCCCCUGGUAACCCAACUUGACCCUGAUGUAGCAACGAGGCAGAAUCGAAAACUCCUGCCGCAAGACGAAUAUUUUGAACGAGCCAUUUGGGUCGGAUGCUACGAACUGCUACGACGAGGGCGAAGCAUCGCUGAGAUUCGAGACUGGUGUGUCGAGAGGACUGAGGUCUGGAGAGCGGUUAGCAUGUCAGCUAUGCCCUUGUCCAAGGAAGAAAGUGAUAUUCGUUUUGGCUGUGAUCCGCUCUCAAUGCUUCUCUGGCGACGCACUUGUUUCGCCUUAGCACGACAGGGCGGUACCGACGACUUCGAGCGCGCUGUCUACGGUAUCCUUUCGGGUGAUAUACAAAGUGUCGAGAAAAUCUGCGAAGAUUGGGACGAUUUUGUCUAUGCCCACUACAAUGCGUUGCUGCGAACGCAGUUUGACGCUUACCUGAUGAAACGAUCUCCGCCAGACGCGACUGCUGCCAUUACCCAAAGCUUUCCGGCCGCUUUCAACGCUGUUCAAUUUCAUGGCGAUGCUGGUUCCGUCGGAGAACGUCUUGUCAAAUCCUUGGAGACGAACGAUAAGACUUCCAAAGAGGCGAAAACGCCUGUGAAGACCCUUCAAGCAGCUAUUCUUUCCGAUAACCUAGAUCAGUACACCUAUGAACUCGGUCUUGCGCUUUCCAAGUUGGCGAAUAAGGAGGGCGUAUCGGCAUUAAUACCGCGUUAUAAUUCCGAUGAUCAAGACAUAGACGAUACCAAAUAUGUCCAACCGACAGACCACAGUAGUCUGCGCGUUUUGGUCCACGUGUAUCUGAUUUUGUCAAAUCUCGAGCAGCUAGAGGGUGGUCUGCACGCGGAGCUUUCCGAACGUCACAAAGUGCAGGAAAAUGUUCUCUCUGCGUACGUGACUACUCUGAGGCUAACAGGUUUGACGGACAUAAUGCCUCUGUACUGCAGUCAUAUGCAAGGAGACAGGGCUUUCUUCACGCUCAGCCGAAAUGUCACCGGCGUUACUGAUCAACCGGAACGAGAGAUUUUAUUGAGACUUAUGGAAAAGCUUGGUAUGGAUAUUGCCGAAUUUGUCCAAUUCCAGCCUCGAUCUAUUCUUCAGCAGCAUCCCUUACCGGCAGAGCGCCCUCCGCCGUUUGGUAGAUUCACCAUGUUCUCCAACGAACCACCCUCGCUCAAGUAUGGACGUCCUCUGAAGCCAGACUUUCUUGGUGAACCCCCGGAGAAUCUUGAUGAUGUGGAUGAACAUCUCAUCCAGUCGUUGGAAUGGUUCCUUCUUGUUGAUGGUCUUUGGUACGAAACUUUCCGAUAUGGUACUGCCAUCUACAAACGCUUUCUCAUGCAAUUCAAUCUCCAUGCAGCACGUGCCUUGGCUGACCGAGUUCGUUGCUCCGAAAUAUUUAAGAGGAAGGCAGGUAUUAUAUACUCGGACGAUUCAGAUGUGUCAUGGUUCGAGGAAGUCCGAGCAAGCGCCGCAACUGGCUCGUUAGAGGACAACGGUCUCAGCCCGGAGGAGAUUGCUGCGGCCCAAAACUAUUUCGAGAUGGAAUGUUUAACUAGAGCUCUGGACCUGAUGGAAACCAUUGCUUCGAGUCAAUUAUUGGUCCAAGACCCAGCUGAGAGAGUAGGCAGGGACUUCUGGUCUCACAUAGGUCACGAACUGAAGACCAUUAAGAGCCUCAUGCAGCCGAUACUGAACAACUGGCUAAUGGAGAGUAUCGAAGAAGACGAAGACUUCACCUACCUUCGAGAUGCGUAUCUUCCCGAGACGGUCAUAGGAUACGUGAGCGUGUUGCAUUUUGCGGGGACGGCAUUAACGCGCGACAACUUGUUAGAAUGCAUGGAACUUGCUUCGGUGAUCGCGAAGAAGGAUGCGGACGUGCAAGCGGUAAUCAUGAAGGCCGGGCGAAUGAAGGAGCUUGUGGAGGGUUUUGCGAGUUGCAGCAAAGCACUUGCGGUAAGCAGCAACGACAAGAAGGGGCCCAGUGGCAUGAACAGCAAGAGAAUGAUGCGCGAACACGGAUGGACACGAGAGCUGUGGUCAGUCAAGAAGUGAGAUGGCCUAUACGGUCUGAGAUGAAGAUCAACGGCUCUAUUUUGCACUUGCAUUUCGGGGGUAAAGUCUGGCUUAACGGCGUUGGUUGGCUUUGAGGAUGUGAUGAUGACCAUCAAAAAUGAGGGCGUUCUUCGGGGUAUACUAAAUGCCCGUAGUGUAGCAUGACGAACCUGAAUAUGAAUCAGUGUGUAAUUCCUACAAUUGUCCACGUUUAUAAAAUGCAUCUUAUGAACCUCCCUGCUUCUAUGCUUUAUAUCCAGC
This is a messenger RNA of Annulohypoxylon truncatum, 3434 nucleotides long. RefSeq names its product nuclear pore protein 84/107. Gene Ontology annotation, molecular function: structural constituent of nuclear pore. The coding region runs from base 285 to 3173 and encodes 962 amino acids. Lineage: Eukaryota; Fungi; Ascomycota; Sordariomycetes; Xylariales; Hypoxylaceae. Gene Ontology annotation, biological process: regulation of DNA-templated transcription; post-transcriptional tethering of RNA polymerase II gene DNA at nuclear periphery; mRNA export from nucleus. The transcript is spliced from 4 exons. Gene Ontology annotation, cellular component: nuclear pore outer ring; nuclear pore. The record is from RefSeq and is a predicted model, not a curated record.